This is a messenger RNA of Sphenostylis stenocarpa, 678 nucleotides long. Lineage: Eukaryota; Viridiplantae; Streptophyta; Magnoliopsida; Fabales; Fabaceae. The record is from the annotation of a GenBank genome assembly.
AUGGAACUUCAGUUAGGUCUUGCUCUCCCCACUCACAACUCCGAUGAGGAAUUCAAGCUUACCAAGUCCAAACAGAUAGUGAGUUUAGAGUUAUGGAGACCCAGUUGCGGUUCUGAAAGAGGAAAGCAAGUCAAACACAAGCGCAGCUUCGAAGAGUCCUUUGAAAGUUUUUUGAAACCUUUGCCUUUACUAGUAUGGAGUGGACAGCCAAAUGAAGAAGAUGAUCGUAUUCAAAAGGUGCAAAGAAACAUUCACGCACCAAACAGGAACGGUGAUGAAGAAAAACAUUUGGUGGGAUGGCCACCAGUUAAAUCAUGGAGGAGGAAAGAACUUCAUCACCAUCAUCCUGCAACAGGCCAAAUCAGAAACGACAGGAUUCGCGCUAAUGAGAACCGAAGUAGAGAAUCAAACUCUUUAUAUGUCAAAGUUAACAUGGAAGGGGUAGCCAUUGGAAGGAAAAUCAAUUUGAGGCUUUUCAACUCGUAUCAGACACUUACAAACACCUUGACGAACAUGUUUGCCAAGUACCAAAAAUUGGAGGAAACCAGAGAAAGUUACACACUCACCUUUCAAGACGAGCAAGGGAAUUGGCUGCAAGUAGGACAUGUUCCAUGGCAAUCCUUUAUUGAUACGGUGCGGCAUUUGGUGAUACUGAAGAAUGGAAGUGAAACUGUUUGA